Messenger RNA from Mesorhabditis spiculigera, 363 nucleotides. The record is from the annotation of a GenBank genome assembly. NCBI's taxonomy places the organism in Eukaryota, Metazoa, Nematoda, Chromadorea, Rhabditida, Rhabditidae.
AUGAAAAAUGCUGGUGACGUACGGAGGCGACAAAAUUCAUUUUUCGGAAUAGAAAAAAUAUGUAUGAUAGCCCAGGUGUUGGGCCAAUGUCCCGACGGUUUUAUUAAUCAAGAUCUGCGCCGAACUGGCCUCCAAAGAAAAAAAGUGCACUACAAAGUAAAGCCGGGUUUCCAACAAGCUGCUGAUUGGGGACGGAGAAAUUUUAAAAAUGAGAGGGACGUUGAUUUCAAAAUGGCGGGAUCCAAAAAGAUCUUAAGAUCGACCUCAUAUUCAAGGGUGCAAUUGAGGUCACGCGUUAAAAUCAUGGCUUCACCAACAUGUCCUAAUCGCCGGAUUCGAAAUUUGUGGUGGAGUUCUGAGACU